AUGCUCCCUUCUUUGAUUCAACCCUGCUCUUCAGGGACUUUCCUGAUACUGUUGGUGUCAAACUUCUUCCUGUGGGAGAACGUGUCCUCUGCACCCAUAAAUGCCAGUGAGGCUGCCAUCAGUGACCUGAAGGACUUGUUUGAUAAUGCCACAGUAAUUUCUGGAAAACUGGCUAAUCUUGGUUUUGCCAUGCGCAGAGAGUUUUUCUUCAACUCGUUCUCUUCAAACAUGUUCAAUAAGUUUAUAUUAGAUUUGCACAAAAGUAAGGAGAAAAUAAUCAAGGCUUUCAACAGCUGCCACACUGUUCCCAUCAAUAUUCCUGAAACAAUCGAGGAUGCCCUAAAGACAUCGUUUGAAGACUUUUUGAAAAUGGUAUUCCACACACUGAUGGCCUGGAAGGACCCUCUGAAACAUCUUGCGACAGAACUCAGCGCUUUGCCCGGAUGCCCUGAUAGUAUCCUAUUAAAGGCCAAAUCCAUUGAGGCUAAAAACAAAGACCUUCUAGAAUAUAUCAUAAGAAUAAUAUCCAAGGUUAAUCCUGCAAUCAAAGAAAAUAAAGACUACCCGAUCUGGACAGAUUUGGACUCCCUGCAGGCAUCUGAUAAAGAAACUCAAUUUUUUGGUAUUUAUAUGUUUUCCUUCUGUUUGUAUAUGGACCUAGAAACAGUUGAUUCUCUAAUCAAUUUCAUACAAUGUCUGCUACUUUAUGGUGAUGUCUGCUAUAACUCAUAUUUUUGA
Apodemus sylvaticus (European woodmouse) is the source of this 738-nucleotide messenger RNA. Its product is annotated as prolactin-7D1-like. Gene Ontology annotation, cellular component: extracellular region. The record is from RefSeq and is a predicted model, not a curated record. The transcript is spliced from 6 exons. Gene Ontology annotation, molecular function: hormone activity; prolactin receptor binding. The coding region runs from base 1 to 738 and encodes 245 amino acids. Gene Ontology annotation, biological process: mammary gland development; response to nutrient levels; positive regulation of receptor signaling pathway via JAK-STAT. Lineage: Eukaryota; Metazoa; Chordata; Mammalia; Rodentia; Muridae.